AUGGCCAACCGCGUGCUUGAAAUGCUAGCACCCCUGCACUUUGUGCUGACCCUGUCUCCUCUGCAUGUAAAGAUCGCGCUGAUUGUGGGCUUUCUAGUGCUAUCUCGUCUGGCACUGCAGCUGCUGACGUCGCUCUACGCGUUCUUCCUCCGUCCAGCCAAGAACCUCAAGAGCUUUGGUCAAUGGGGCGUGGUCACGGGCGCCACAGACGGUAUCGGUAAGGCGCUGGCCAUGGAGUUAGCGCGCAAGGGAAUGAAUGUGGUACUGAUAAGUCGCACGCAGAGUCGUCUAGAGGAAGCACGUGCCGAGAUAUUGGCCAAGUAUCCCAAGGUACAAGUGGAGAUCUUGGCCGUGGACUUUAACCGUGUGGACGAGCCGAGCGUGCGUGAGGCACUGCAGAAGACACUUGACAAGGUCCAAGAUGUUGGUGUCCUUUUCAACAACGUGGGCGUAUCGUAUGACUUUCCUGAAUACUUUGAUCGGCUGCCAGAAGACCGCGUGGACAGCCUCAUUAAACUUAAUGUGACCGCGGCUACAAUCAUGUCCAAAAUGGUGCUUCCAGGCAUGACACAACGCAAACGCGGCGUAAUCGUGAACGUCAGCUCUGGAUCGGGUCGUAUGGUUGUGCCACUGCUUAGCGAGUACAGUGCUACUAAGAAGUACAUUGAGCAGCUCACGCUGUGCCUCGCGGCUGAGUACAGCGCCAAGAACGUGCACAUCCAGUGCCACGUGCCCAUGUUUGUGUCCACCAAGCUGGCCAAAAUUCGCCACGCGAGCUUCAUGGUUCCGUCCCCUGCGACGUACGCUCGCGCAUCGGUUGCUCAUUUAGGCUACGACACGCUCGUGUCACCCUAUUGGCCACAUGCUCUGCAGAUUUGGCUGUACGAAAGCGCGCCUACGUGGCUACUGAGCAAGGGCGCCAUGAUGACCCACCUGUCGCUGCGUAAGCGCGCCCUCAAGAAGCUCGAGGCGAAGAAGAACCAAUAG
Peronospora farinosa is the source of this 987-nucleotide messenger RNA. Lineage: Eukaryota; Oomycota; Peronosporomycetes; Peronosporales; Peronosporaceae. The record is from the annotation of a GenBank genome assembly.